CAGUUAUCGACUCCAGUCUGUUCGACCUGGGGCAAAUCCUCUUCUUCAACGGUUCCAACUAUAAAAGUGGCAGCUGCCCUUCCCCGUUGAGUAUCUUGGCACAUUUUAGACCGCCGCACACAACUUCUUCUUUGCUGGUUCUCUUCGAAGAGUGUCUUUGCAGCCUAAGCCAGAUUGUACCACAUACAACAACACAAACAGCAACAUAACUAGCAAUUAUGCCAGGUAUCAGCACCAACUCCAUACACGCGGACCAGGAAUUGAACAGAGUCAUUGAUGUCGUUCCGCCAAUCAAUGUCACCACCACAUUCCGUUACCCAGAUGAUCCUGAGGACAUAAAACCUGCUGUCGAGUACCGUGAUGCAGAGUACGACCCCUCCACUUCAAGACCCAUUUAUUCUAGAAUUGGCCAUCCAAACUCUACCCGUGUAGAAAAAGUGUUGGGAAAGAUCACCGGUGGCGAGUGUGUGAUAUACAACUCCGGAUUGAGUGCCUUCUUUGCCGCCAUCAUGCACUUCAACCCAAAGACCGUUGCCAUUGGUGACGGUUACCAUGGUUGCCACAACAUCUUGCACUUGUUGGAAAAAAACUACGGUUUGAAGAUUGUUGGCUUGGACCAAUUGGAUCAGCUAUCCAAGGGUGACUUGAUACACAUUGAAACACCUGAAAAUCCCUUCUCUAUUGUGCACGAUAUUCAAUACUACGUCACAAAGGCAAAGGAAAUUGGGGCUUUCACUUUAGUCGAUGCCACAUUUGCCCCACCUCCACUAUCUGAUCCUUUCGAUUUUGACGUCGACAUGGUCAUGCACUCCGCAACUAAAUACUUCGGUGGCCAUUCUGACUUGUUAGCUGGUACGUUGACUACAAAGGAUCCUAACUUAAAGCUUCAACUUGCUAGUGUCAGACCUUUCUUAGGCACUAACAUCGCCAACUUAGAAGCCUACCUCAUGUUGAGAAGUUUAAGAACUUAUGAAUUGAGAAUCAACCAGCAGAGCACCUCUGCUACCAAGAUUGUCAAGUAUUUGAACGAGCAUAAGGAUUCCUACCCUUCCUUGACUAAAAUACAUCAUUCAUCACUACAAAAGGACGCUUUCGUGGCUAAGCAAAUGAAAGGCGGUGAUGCUCCAGUUUUCAGCAUCGAGCUUUCUACUCCUUUGAAAGCCAAGAGCUUGCCAUCCAAAUUAAAGUACUUUCAACACGCCACUUCUCUUGGUGGUGUCGAAUCCUUGAUUGAAUGGAGAGCGGUUACUGACGCCUCGGCCAGUCAAAACUUACUUAGAGUCAGUGUUGGUAUUGAAAACACAGAAGAUCUCAUCGCUGAUCUUGACGCUGCUUUGAAACAGUCUUAAACGGACGGUAAGCAUCGUUUCUCUAUCACACAAUAACUUAAUUUCUUUAUAGUCAGCCAGAUAGCGUAACGAAAAACAUCGAAUUACAAAACUAAAUCUAAACAACGUUAAGCGCGUUUACUGAAA
Molecule: messenger RNA, 1475 nt
Organism: Pichia membranifaciens NRRL Y-2026
Lineage: Eukaryota; Fungi; Ascomycota; Pichiomycetes; Pichiales; Pichiaceae
Exons: 1
Coding region: 219-1349 (376 amino acids)
Biological process (GO): transsulfuration
Cellular component (GO): cytoplasm
Molecular function (GO): pyridoxal phosphate binding; carbon-sulfur lyase activity
Source: RefSeq, a predicted model, not a curated record